CAUCGAUUUACACGCACGCGCAUAUGGUACGUUCGUAGCACGCGACCCUCUCGGACGGCUGCACGGCGGCGCCAGAGAGGACUGCGACGUGACGACGGCUGGUCAUGCGAUCACACGGAUAAACACGGGUCAGUGGUUCAGUAUCGUCUGUUUUGUGCGUUUGUCUUAUUUUCGUCGCUUGUCGAUUUUCGGUAUUUAUUUUUUUUUUCCAUCGGUAUUGUUAUAAUUGCAACGGUCCCUGCAAAAUAUCACAACACUAUUGUCCGCAAUUCUUUUCAGUUAUAGUGGAACACACGUCUCCGUGGAGAUAUUAUUUCGCCAUGGGUUUGACGACGUAUUUACCGGCGGUCAACAUCGCCGUACACGUGAUCGGAUCCCUCGUGUUCGUCUAUUCCGUUUAUUUCAACUACGUGCAUGUCAACAUACCCUCUAGCGUGAACCCGAUCGACGAUGCGUUCGGCGGUAAAUUCAAAUACCUUACGUUCUUGAACGGGGUAAGUCGCUAUUUUCAUACGAUAAAUCGCCAUCUAAUUAUAAUAAUAUUAUUUUUAGAAAUCAAAAUAAAUAUCCUCUUUACCUGAUCGGGUUGAUUUUUGUAGUACAUUCGAUUUUUUAAUAGGUUAGGGGAAAGGAUUUAAAUCAAAAAAAAAAAACACCGUCCUAAAGUCACGAAAUGAUGAAAUACCUAGUGUUUAUAACUGUUGAAUGCAAAAUUUUUUAUUAUACUAUUGUGUUGUUAAAAACAAACGAACAUACUUCGUAUGGUGGGUCAUUGUUGUAGGUGAAAAGUUGGGAAGAUAGAAGGGAAAUUUGAAUGUACAUUUGAACACAACGAUUAAAUGUUGCUAACGAAUAACAAUUCUGAGCGGAAAACGAUUAUACAUGUUUUGAAAGGCCGUCAUUUUUACGAUUUGAAAAUUACACAUUUCGUAAAUUUUCCGGUUUUUUCUACGUUUUUUUCCAAUUAUUAUGAUAACCUUUGGGAAAAUUGAGGUCCCUAAAGUAUGACCUCCCGAACAUUACCCUUCAAAAGUACUACACUUGAAAAUCGGAACCAGAUUUCUGAUAGAAAAGUUGUUCACAGUUAAAAACAAAAAAAAAGCAAAAGCGGGUUUUUAAUUCUGUGCACACCGAGAAUUGUAUUUAAUAAUUUACACUUAAAAAAAUAUAUUUUUCUCAUUAUUAUAACUUAUACAUUUCAAUUAUAAUGGGAAUGUGUUGAGUGAAAUAUAUACUAAAUAUUGACAUAUUCCUAAUUAAAUUUUGUUUUAUCAAAAAAACAUUGUCAUCGAUAAGAUCACUGCGAUAAAUUAAAAUUGUUUAGUCUUAAAUGGUAAUUGGUUAAAUUAAAAAAAAAAAUCAAAACAAUAUUAUAAAUUGUCGUACAUACAAAACAACCAUAAUAUGAACUAGAGUUAUACUUUCGAUAUGUAUGUAUUGUAUACCGAUAUUAUAAAAAUAGAUAUGAUUUACAGAGAAAAAAAACUGACAUACUUCGCACGUGGGUGGGCCAAUGUUGUAGGUAAGAAAUUGAGAAGGUAGAGGAAAAUUUAAUGUUUAUCUGUACGAACGAUUAGUCGUUGCUAACGAAAUACGAUUCUGAGCAGAAUUCGGUUUAUGCAGUUGCUUUGUCAACAAUAUAUAUAUAUAUAUAUAUAUGUAUAUGUCACAUUAUGGUAAAAUAAUUACAUACGCAUUAUUUAUUUUCUUUAAUAAUAUUUGUUUAAUUUUGUAUUUUUUCUCCCGGUUUUCCCAUAUUUUUUCUCAUUUAUUGGGAAAAUCAAAAAAUAACCUUCGUUAAGUACCCCCUAGUCAGAUUUCUAUUCAGAAGAAGUGCUAUCAUUGUAAAUUAAUACAAAAUUGCUGGUAGAAAAGUUCUCCAUAGACAAAAAUAAAUAAAAUAAAAAUAAACAUCAUUGUAAAACAAAUACAUUUCACGUAUAAUUAUAGAUGUGAUUAUGUAUAAUAUUUUAACCGUGAUUUUAACAUAUAUUUGUUAAAAUUACAAGUGGAUAUACAAUUAUAUUAUCGACCUGCCUAUUUAUCUGCCUGUUUUAGAUUCUGAGCGUAGUGAGGAAAGUAUUGGUUUCUACCAUGUGUGUGUUUUUGUAAUCUUUUGUGUUUGUGAACAAUUUUUCUACCAGACAUUUUUCUCCAAUGUGCAGCGUAAUAGCACUUUUCCUGAAAGAAAAUUUUUUCUAGUCAGUACAUUGAUUUUUCUUAUAGUUUUUAAUAGUUGAGCAAAACCGAAAAAAAACCUAGAAAGAACGGGACAAUUUACAAAAAUUAUGAUUUUAUUAUUUUCAGUUUUGUUUUUUGUUGUAAUUCAGUUAAAAAUAUAACUUAAAGAAAACUUACAUUUAUUUUUUCUAGACGUGGUGCAAUUUUUAAAAAAAAAAAAUUUGAGCCAUUUCUGAGCUUUUUAUAAACAUUUUAAUUUUGAGAGUUUUUUUACGUAAUUUUUAUUUGUUAGAUACUCUUUGGAUAAAAUUGUUUGACUAAAUAGAAAUGCUUGAAAAUUUAACAGGUGAUUCAUUAUGAAUUUACGUAGUGGUGAUAAAAAAAUUUGUGUUAUUUAGUUUCUUUUUUAUAAAAGUUAUAAAAUCAAAGUUUGAUGAAAUCGUUAAUAUUAUAUCCUUUCAAAAUAUGUAUAACCAAACUUCGCUUCGAAUUUUUUUUCGAUAGCAAUGGUUUAUCGUCUUUGUACAACAAUUUUGCAACCAUAAAUUUUGCAUAAAUCAAACCAUGACAGGUUAUUUAGGUCAUUUUUUAUUUUCAAAGUAGUUUUAUAGUAAUUAUGGAAAACCGAAAAGAAAAACGAAUAAAUUUACUGUGUAAACGAUAUCAUAACAGAAUUUAAGUGUAUACCAUGUUUUCUUUAUAGUUUUCCCAAUUAUAAUAAUAAAAUCAUUAAUAAAAUCAAAAAAUGAUCUAAUUUAUUCACUCACUUAAUCUAAAUUUCAACGUAAACAGUGUCGUCAUUUUUUAAUUGGAACAAGAUGGACCAUUAUCAUUAGGCAUCGUCCAUUUGCGCCAAAAUAAAAAAAGGUACUCGUUUCCCGACUGCCUAUUUGCGCCAAAUUUACCUGCGUAUAUUACAUCAUUAGGUACAUGAUUACGUACAUUAUAAGAAAGUUAUUAUAGAUCCUGAGUGAAGCCAAGAAGCUUAUGGUUUUACAAUGAUAUUUAUUUCAAAGUAACACUAUCAACUGAACUCCGCUUAGAAUCGUUUUUUCGUUAGCAAUGGUUAAUGGUUGCUUACGGAUAUAUAUUAAACAUCCAUCUAUAUCCUACUUUCCCAAUUUCCUACCUUCAACCCACUUUAAUGAACAAUAUUAUAAAUCACACUCUAAUAUUUUUACAUUUUUAGAAAUUUUAAUUAAAUUCGUUCAAACAGACGUUUAUAUUAAAAUCAAGAGCAGUAAUAAAUAAUAAUCCCAGCUAUUCAAAGAAUUUGCAUAUUAAAAUAUUAAAAUCCGAUUAAACAAAACUUUAAAAGCAAUUAAAAAUCAUAAAAACAAAAAAUUAACGCGAUAUGAAUAUUUAAAAAUAGUGGCAUUUAAUUACAAUAAAGAUUAGGUUAGGUUAGUUUAGUAUUAGUAUUUUGUGUUUAUACAAACUUUAGAUUUUGAGUGGAGCGAAGAAGCUUAUGAGUUUACAAAGAUUUUUAUUUUUAUUUAUUUUUUUUUUCCUGUAGAUAACUUUUCUACCAGAGGACUUGCUUGAUUUUUAUGUAUAACACCUUUUUUAAAAGGAAAUUGGUGUGGGGAGGUACUUUAAGAAAGCCAUUUUUCGAAUUUUCUCUGGAGUUUUCCUAACAAAUGUGAAAAACUGGGAAAAAUUAUGGGAAAAACAUUGUAAAACCUAGGAAAUCGGUACAAAUAUUAUUAAAGAAAAUAUGUAGAGCUUAUUUAAUUAUUUUACUAUAAUAUGACAUAUAUAUUGUUGACAAAGCAUCACUAUCAACUAAACUCCGCUCAGAAUUGUUUUUUCAUUAGCAAUAGUUAAUCGUUGCCAACAGAUAUACAUUAAAUUACCUAUAACAGCUGCUGCACCCACCCCCAUUAUCCUAAGACGUCUUUUUUCAAAAUUACUUUUUAAAAAAAUUUGAAUAAAAAUUUGGGUUCUUGAAUAUUAUUAUUUAUUUGAAAACAAUUUGUAUAUUUAUUGAUAAUUAUCGUAAAAAUGUAUUUGUUAUACAUGUGUAUUAAAAUUUGUGUAAUACCUAUUUAUUUAAGUGCUAAAAAUAAUAAUAAUAAUAAUUGACUAUCAUGUAAACGUUGUUUUAGUAAAAAUCUAUAUUUAUUUAGUAUUAUUCAAGAAAAAAAAAAAUGUUAUAUAAAAUAACUAAUAAAUAAGUAAAAUUAAAAUAUUACGUGCAAUAUACUUAAUCGUGUAAUAUACACAGGUAAAUUUGACACAAAUGGGCGGUCGAAAAAAGUACCUUUUUUUUUUUUGACGCAAAUGGUUAAUUAAUUCCCUUAACAUUAAACAUAUUAUACAUAGUAAUUAAAAUACCUAGUUUAUAGUUUAUAUCUAAUAUUUUGUAUAUCUAAUAUCAAUUAUAAUAUUAUAUAAUUUACUUAGGUACCUAGCUAUUAUUUAUUCCAAAUUGUUUUCCUUUUAAGGUACAUAUCUAUUAUGCAUUAAUUUCUGUUUAAUAGUAAGAAAAAACAAUUACAAAUUGUAAUUAAAUAAAUUGAUAUUUAUACUUCAUAUGUGACACACAACAAUAUGAUUAUUAAAUUAUAUUUAAACUGAAUAUCAAAUACUCAAAUACAAACCAAUUUAAUAAGUUUUGUACACGUAAUUGCUAGAUAACUACACAUUUAAAUCAUCCUAACAAAUUUCAAAAUGAUAUUGAUUGAACAAAUUUACUUUAUGUCUGUUAAAAUGUUUUUCACUUUAAAAUUUAGCCUUCUUAAUGUAACAAUUUUAAAACAACCCGUUCAUCUCUGGCUACUUUGUAUGUAGUUUUAAAUAGUAAAUAAUAAUUUAAUUAACAAUGUAUUUAUUUAUGCUUUUUUUUAAAAAAAAAAAAAAAAAAAAACCCUUAAUGUAAUGAUAAAGGGGCGGCAAAUCCCUUCUACUUGUAACCGGUAAAUUGCUUUGUUUUAAUUUAUCACUGCUAAGCGUAACGAAUAAUGUAUUAUGUUUUACCGAGGAUUGUACUCUGAUUAUGUAUGCAUCGAAUUUUCGUCGAAAUUAGAAGCUAUUGCCCAUUUAUUAUGUUCUUUAAAUUAUAUAUAAUUUUAUAACACAAUAAUAUAAUGUAUUUUUUACCACCUAUAUUUGGUUACUUCUAGUGACUUUAUCUGGACUAAACAAUCUCAAACUCGAGAAUUAGAGUUGUUUUUUAGGUAGAUUAAAGUAAUAAAAGUUAUGUUAAAUUUUAUCUUGUUAAGGGAAGAUGUUCGUUUUAUUAGCUUUAAACAUCCAUAUGCCCUCAAUCGAUACCAGAAUGAUGAAAUUCCGUAAAUACAUAAUACAAAAUGAAUAUGAGGAAAUUCGACUACUGUUUGAGGAUGUGUUUGUGUCUGUUCAUCAGAAGAGUUGCUCUCUUAAAAAUAUUUAUUACAAACAUAAUUAACUUUUAUCUAAUUUUAUUAGGUAAAAUGAUUUUCAAAAGACAAUUUCGUUUUUAUGUAGUAAAUCGCCUUUUUUAAUGAAUUGUUUUAUAAAUGUUAUCCUUUCGUUAAAGUUAAAAAUAAUAAUACUGCAUAGGAUUAAAUAGAUAUAUAGGUUUGUAGGCUUGUAUAUACCAGAGUAAAUAAAGAAAUAUGUCAACUUCCUUCGUUCGCACUACAUUUGUCAAAUCGUAAUGUUAUAUAAUUUUCUUUAUAUUUUAAUACCUAGUAUAAUAUAGGUCUAUUUUAUUCAAACUAUGCAAUUUAAAUUAAGUAAUUGAAUAAACCGUGCACAUUUAAAAAUGUUAAGGUAUCGAUAUUUAGAAGUAUAAAACAAAAUCGUAGGUAAUCAUGAGUUUAUAAGUUUCGAAUAGGCAUAUGAUAUAAAGAGUGUAUAAAAUAUUAAAAUAUAAAAUAAACAGUAGACUUCCAGAUUUGUACGGUUCAUAGCACAAUGCAUUUCAAGGCUCAAUGUUAUUCGCUUGAUGUUAAUAUUUUCAAUAUUAUACGGUAUUCAAAUGGACUUGACAGUUUAAUAUUAUGGUAUUAUUUCAUAACAAAAUGAACAAAUCCUUCAUUUAAAAUAACGUUCGGCCAAAUUUCUGCACUACAUACGCAAUGUUUCAUAUUAUAUUUUGUUAAUAUUAUAUAUGAUUAAUUUAAAUAAUACUAAUUAGGCUAGUAGGUACAUAUUAUUAAAAUAUAAUAUUGAUAAUAAUUUUUUCAUUACAUAGUGACUCAUACAAUUUAAUAAUUUAAUAAUAACAAUUUAUAAUAUUAUUAUAUUAUAAAAUCUAUAUACGAACGUUAUCUAGUAUGAUAUUAUCCUUGCUUAGGAUUAUCCAUUUUAAUUUGAAUAUUCAUUCUAUGGUUAAGUUAUUUUUUACUUGAAUUUUCAUCAUUUGUAUGCUGCUUAAUAUUUGUACUUAUUUACAAUAAGGUAUAUUUUAAUACAUUUUUCAAAAAAUAAAAAAAAUAACUAUUUCGUUAAACUUAUCUAAUAUAUUUAAAUUCAAAACUCAACAUCUAGUUAUUUACUAGUUGAAUUUACAUUAUUUUUAUGCUGUAUAGUUUUAUUUGAAUGAAUUAUUAAGUAUUAUUAUUCAUUUGUCAAAAAACAAUAUAACAAAUUUUAAUCAAUUUGUUAAAUCUAUCUAAUCUGUUUAAAUUCAUUACGUUAAAUCUACCUCGAUAAAAAGUAUUCUUAAGUAGUAUGUUUUUUGAUUUGGUAUGUGUCACAAUAAGUGUUGUUAUUACUUUUAUUAAUUUUCAUUCCAAUUGUACCUAAGUAGGUAUAUUAUGUAGGUAGGUAUCCCAUAUAAAUCCGUAGCGCAUAUAACACAACCACAACAGUGAAAGUAAAAAUCAUAUUCAUCAAAUGAUAAUAUUGUCACUUAUAUUAAUCAAUUUAAAUCUACGAGAAUAACCUAUGUAUAUACUUAUAUAAAUUUAUAAUUACUUAAUAUUUGGACGUAUUUGUAUAGAACACAAGUACCUGUAUAUUUUUGGUAUAUGUGUAUGGUAGUUGUAUAGGUAGCUAUUACUAAUAAUUAUUACUUAUUAGAGGUAUGUACUUGAAUGUUAGCUAUUAUUAUUUAUUAAAUUUUAAUUUUGUAAAAUACAUAUAAAAAAAAAAAAUGUACCUAUACCUACUUUUCACCACGGACAUGCUAGUGUUGUGAACGCUUGCAGUGAUUAAAAAUCGUCUCAUUGACUAAUAUGAUUAAAACUGUACUUGUAACUGUAGUGGAAAAAGUACUAAAAUGGUUUUUAACCGCUGUGAAUGCCAGAGAGGUGGUUUCUAUAGUACCCAUAUUUAAAAUGUGGUUUUGCGGCUAAGUAAAGGGAAAAUUACAAAUACUUUUUAUUAUUUUAAAUUUUGUUUUUUUGUUGUGAUUCAGUUCAAAAACUUAAAAUUUGGACAGAAACUUUACCUUUUCUAGACGUGGUGAAAUUUUCAUUAUAUCCCGUACUAAGUGGUCAAAAAAAAAAAAAAAAAAAUACAAAUAAAUAAUAAUUAAACCCAAAAUUGCACGUUUAUUUCCUUUAUUACAUUUGAAAAUAUCCUAUACUUACUUAGUCAAUAAAAUAUGAAAAUUAACUGCAUACACAAAAAAUAUAAUAUCAUAAACAUGAAACGAUUAUAACAAGAAUAUUUUUAAAAUAAAAUAAAGGAAGCCAUGACCGCCGUACCUCCUCUGGUUACAACCAUUGAUCAUAGAGACUUUUAUACACUCGUAUGCAAUUAAAUCGACUCCCACAAAAUGAUAUAUUUUUAUAAAAUGGUAAGCCAUUUUGAUGUUCACAUAACAAGUUAAAAAAUACUGAAGACAUUUUUUCGAUAAUGGUGACAUUGUAAAGUAAAAACAUUAGGUUUUCAACGCUAAUUUGUUUUGUGAUAAUUAGUUUAUGCACUUUAAAAAAUAGUGCAUCCAUAAUAUAAUUUACCUAAUAAUUAUUAUAAAAAUCUAAACGUUUGAUAUUUUACCUGUAUAGUUAUUAACAAUUAAAAUAUAAGGUAUUAAUUAUUAUUUAAUUAUGUUAUACAUAUUUGUAUUCAUAUUCAUAUUCAUAUUAUUUAAUUAAACAUAUUUCGACCAUACAGUUGAUGCUCGAAAUGGACCGGAACGUACUGGAACGGCGUUCCGGUCGGUUAAAAUUAGAAUUUUAGAAUUCUGGUUCGUAAAUAUGUUAAGUUUAUAAGUUAAUAUUUUUUAAAUUUUUUUUUUAUAAUAAUAAGCCCUUGGGCUUUAUUAUUUAAACGACCUGAUGGUCUUUAUAAAUAUGUUUAACAGGAUAUAUCUUACAUAGUAGAUGAUAAUAUAUAUACAUUACACAUUGAUGAAGUCACACUUCCAAUGAAGUGGCUCCUGUACUUAAUUUAAACACUUAAACUAAAUCGUAUGGUUUCAGUCGUUUAAGGCGUCUAAUGUCUUUGGAGUUGUCUAACAGUUCGAUGGCCAUUGGGUUGAUAUGGACCUCUAAUCUCCUCUCGUGUUUACGAGCAAACUUUUGGAUUUCUUCUGCUAUUGUAGGCAGCAUCAUAUCGCGGUGAAUGGCAUCGUUUCUUUCAAACCGGUAUAAAAGGUCUUCUAGUUCUUGUCUGCGCUGUACUAACCCGUUGGCGUUCCAUGCUAUGAUCCGCAGUGCGUGGUUCAUUUCUUUAUUUUCUGCGAGGUAUUUUUGGACUUUGUCUGGUUUAUUUCCAGUUUGUCCAUUCUUGCUGUGAUUUUUGUUAGUGUCAGCGUUACGUUGGUUAACGCGACUAGAAUAUCAUUAAGAGUAGUGAAUUCUUCGUUUUCCUUUGGUUGAGGUGUUUUUGGAUGGACUUUUGAAGUACUAGCCAUUUGCGCGUAUGAAACGUUNUGCUUUCUUGUAAGCAGAGCAACCCUUCCAAUUGGCUGUGUGAUCUUCACCACAGUCUGCACACUUUGCUUUUGUCUUUUUAGAUUUUGGACAAUCUUCAGUUCUGUGUCCUUCACUACAUUUUACGCAUACAGACGAUCUAUGACAGUAAUUCUGUGUGUGUCCGAAAGCUUGGCAGUUCUUACACUGCGGUACUUCUUGUUUUUUACGUGGUGGUUCUAUUUUUAUUAUCUGAUGACAUAGUAGUUUUAUGUUGUAUAUGUCUUUAUUAUUUUCCCGCGGUUUUAAAUCUACAAAGAAUAAUGGUAGCCUUAUGUAUGUCCACUCGCUGUUUUUGUUUUUAGGAUCGGAUUUUUUUUUGAUCUGUAUAUUGGUUAUUUUGCUUACUUCGUGGCCUUGGUCAUUAUCAUUGGUCAAAUAGUUCAUUGGUAAUUAUUCCCAUAUCUGAGUCAUGAUUUAUACCUCGUAAUACUACUCGAAAUGGUUUUUCACUUUUUCAUUGGUGCCGAUGGUAUUCAACUUUAUUUUCUUCUAAUAUUUUUAUUGUACUACUAAAUUGACUUUCGUUUUUUGUUAAGAUUAUCGUCUCGUCAUUCGAUAGGACUUUGAAUUGUUGUUCGUUUCCUACCGAUUCUUCACACGAAUAAGUUAAUAUGGAAGCAAUUAAGACAAUUUGCCGUUUGGUAAGAUGUUUCCGACAGUAUCACAAUCGAAGGGAUUAAAAUUAAUAAUAAUAAAUUAAUAAAUAAAUAAAUAUUUUUUUUUUAACAAAUCUAUAAUUGUUUUAAAACGAUAUCGGUAAAAAUAAAGCGUCAUCGCAAAAACGGAAUCUUAUUAUUAUAGGAAGUAUUCGGUUAUGAAGCCCGAUUCUGAGAACUUUGUCUAUCGGCCCCUAUAUUUGAUAAUUUUGAUAGGAAAAUCAUGAAAGACUUAUAUUCAGUUUAUUGAAAAAUACCUACCUCCUUUAUGUAUUAUUAAAACUGGUUUACAAGCAAAAAAAAAAGAAAAGAAAAAGUUUUCUCUAUAUUAUUAACCAUUAUAUUGGCAUCAUAAUGGCAUCUUAAUUUUAUAAGCGCUCCUGUUCGUAAAAUUGUCCAAUUCGAGCACUGCAUACAGUUAAAAAUACAUUUAAAAUAACUGCACGGGUGACAUUGAUGACUUACUAUAAUAAUAUAUGGCCACCUGUUUAAAAUAUUAACUUGUCCAAGAUUAUCCAUUUUUUUUUUUAGUAACGCGCAUCUACGUAUGUGAAAAUAUAUAUAAAUACUAUGCAGUCAUUUUAUAUUUAUAAUAAACUACUUAUAAGUAGUUAUAAACUAAUAAGUACUUAUCUAUUUUAGAUGUAUUUCUUUUUCAUUUUUUCUUUUUUAGAUUAGAAGCUUAGCGAAUUUUGAACUAUUUAUAAACAUUUUAAUUUCGUGAGUUUUUUAUGAAAUUUUUAUUUUAUUAGGUAGGUACUAUGUAAAUAAAUUUGUUAGGCUAAACAAAAGUGCUUGAAAAUUUAACAGGGAGUUUAUUUUAAGCCUUGCUUAGUGGUAAAAUAAAAUUGAUUUCACUAUUGUAUAAUAUAAGAAAAUCGUAAACAUUACGGCCUUUCAAACCGAAGUUCGUUCAGAAUCGUUUUUAAUUAGCAAUGGUGUAUCGUUGCUUACAGAUAUAUAUUGAAUAACUUAAUGUGGCACAUCCGUCCCUAGUAUCAGCACAUAUUUUGUUUUUACUUAGUGGUAGAUUCAGUUUAAUUGUUUUACUCGUGUAUGAAGCUAAACAAAUUUAUUUACCUAUGUUGUAAUUAUACUUUAUUGUUGUAUAGGUUAUAGCUACCCCCUACCUAUAUGGAACUAUUUUUAGCGUGCAAUACACUACCUAUAAUGUAACUGUAGGUCAUUCGCAUAAUAGUGCUUAAGGUUUUUAUGCGUUCAUGAUUUUGAAUUGUCAAAUUUAAUAAUAAUAACUUAUUAAUAACUACAAAUCAAGUACCUAAAAUAAUGUUAUUCAAUCCAUCUCAAUUUAAUUAUAUUCUCAUAAAAAUCAUGCAUAUUAUAUACAAUAAUAUAUAUGAAUGGUAGGUAGGUAGGUAUUAUGAUUUUAAACAUUUUUUUCAUUCAAGGAUAAUUAGACACACAAUAAAACAUCGUCUCACAUGAAUAAACUUAUAAAUUACAUAAAUAAAUAUAUAAAUACUCUCAAUCUUUAUUACAAUAUACCUUUUAGUAUUGUAAAUAUUAUUAUAACGUGGGCAUCUGAUUUUAAUUAUUGCGUAUGUAUACUACAACAGUUUUAUUGUUUUUUUUUUUAAGGCGGAGAGGUUGGCCUAGCUUUAGUGUGUCCAAUGUCGAUGUAUGUCAAAUUAAUUUGACUGUUUACAGGUGUUCUCGGAAAUGCUAUAAUAUAGCAGCAUCUGCAACUGCAUUUUUUUUGCUUAGAUUAUUAUUUCUUAUUUAAAAGUUCCAUAAAAUAAUCAAAGCAAAUAAUUUAAUAAAAAUUUAGAGUUUUUAAGUUGCUGAUAACAUAAAUAACAUAUAUAUAUAUAUAUAUAUAAUGGCGACACUAACCUGUAACUACUGUGAUUACUCUAUAUUAUGUAAUAAAAACCACUCAUUACCACAUAGGUAGGUCAUAGGUACCUAUACUGAAUACUAGUAUAUAUAUUCAAUAUUAAGUAUUAUAAGCGUUCUUAGUGUUGGCCAAUAGCCUGCAAGUAUCCUAUAAUAGGCCACAGUUAUCUGUUUUAUUGAGGUGAUGAUAUCGGUAAUGUUAAAUGUCACCACUAUAUAUAUACUAUAUUGUAUUUUCAUUGUACACUAUAAAGAGACCAGAUAUCUAGAUACACUGGUAAUUUUAAAGCAUGCCCACCUAGUUAUGUAUAUAUUCAAAUUCUGAUUUUUGUAUUUUUCAAUUGUAAUUGAAGAAGAUAUUUUCAAAUAUUUAAAAUUAAAAUUAAAUAUUGUAAAUUAAAUCUUGAACUUAACAAUACCGUGUAAGUAAGUAUUCAAUAAUUAUUCAACAAUAAGUAUUCAAGUACCUAUUCACAUAUUUUUAGUGUACAAUUUUUCUGAGAAGAAGAGGAUGAGAGGGAUUUCUUUGGAUAUUGCAACCAGACUGUAGUCCUAAACUCUUAUGGGUCUAUGAACUUAACUUACAAUGUUAAUUUAAAAAUGUCUCCUAAUACUUGAAAAUGUCUCUCAUUUAAAUAGUCAGGUACUUAUACUACAUGAUCAUAAAUAGUAUGAUCAAGUGUAUACAGCUUAUUACUUCUGCUGGCUCUACUAUUAUCAUCAUUUUCUUUUUUUUUGUUAACUGUUUGGAAAAUUUUAAUAACAUUUAUACUGUUAAAGUUUAACCACGACUAUAGUAAAUUGUUAUUAUAACACAAAUUAUAUCUUAAUAAACUGUCUCGUUGAAUAGGUUGUUAUAGAAAAUUGUCUUUUUUUUUUUUGAGUUGGUCAAUAAUUGUGUAUUACACAUAGGUAGGUACGUAGAGACCUACCGCUGAUAAAACACGCUAUUAUAAAGUAUAUGAUAUAAUGAAAUAAUAUAACGAGUAAUAAAAUUACAAAAUAACGUUCCAAAAAAUAAAAUAUAUGUAUACACUGUAUAUAGUUUAGGUUAAUGUACACAUAAUAUAUACCUACCUCUAAUAUCACUGAAUUCGUCGUUUAUGGUUGUACUGAAGUGAUCGGUUUCGCUACAGUUUAAUCGUGUAUUUUUUCAUUCGUAUAAAUCGUUUGUGUAUAUAGGUACCUACCUUAUACAGUGUGUGUUAAGCUACACAAUACAAAUAAUAUUAUGCAUUAUAGGACAUAGGUAUAGAUGUAUUGUGUACAAAAGUAACAUAAUACUAUUAUUGUAAUAAUAAUGUAUGUAUAAUUUGUAUAUUUUAUUAUUUAUGGUAACUUGCAAUAUGUUCUGAAUUAAUUGAUCAAAUCGAUUUACAGGGUGAGCCACUACAACUAUAUAGGUAUAAAUACCAUUAUAUUUCUCGUUGUCUGUGGAAUUACUGAUAUUGCAGUGUUACGUACUUGUAUAUAUUGAAUAUUAUGGAUAUUUAAAAUAGCCAUACAGAAUAUAUUAAUGCUAUCUGUAUAGUUACUUUUUUUGACACGUUAAAAAUCGUCAAUUAUAGAUUUAUAGAACGACGAAAAGGUUAAUGCCUAUGGGGUAAAGCGGUUCGACACGGUUCAUUAGGUUUUAAUUGAAAAUUGGCAUCUAUGAUAUUUUACGGUGUACCUACAAUAUUAUAAUAAUGUCAACGGCACUCAGACAAUGUAAUAGGUAUUAUGAGUCAUGCACAUAGACAAAUUGUAUAGAUAAAAGUCGAAUAAAACUAAACAGCCUAUAAAGAGUAUAAAAUAUCUACACUCAGUACCCAAUACCCAAAUUAUAUAUUAUUAUAUAUACCUAUUUUAUUAUGUUGUGUUUUAAAACUUGUAAGUAACGAACAUGUUACACCCAUAGUGACCUAUUAUAAACUACUUAAUUAACAUCAAAAAUAUAUAUCUUAAUAGCCUACUCAUAAAUAAAUUUCAUAAACACUUAGAUAUGAAUUUAAUAAUUUUAUAUUAAUAUUUAUUUAUAUUUUGUUUGAUAUUUUAGUGCUUCCAAGCGGUUUUUUUCGUUUAUGCCUUAGUCGUGGACGUUUUUCCAAUGAUUUUCCCGACUAAGUCGUCGAUCUUUGAAACCCUGUGUCAAGUGAAAUACUUUUUCUUUGCCAGCAUUGCUUUUCCAUUAAGUAUGGUAAGUAAAAUUAUUUUAAAAUAAUAUAUUUUAAUUGUUUAUUCUUCUGGGACAAUUUUACUAGGUACCUAUUAGUUAAAUAUAUUUAAAAAAAACAACCAUAGAUAAUAUCUGUUAGAAGCUAAUUUUGAAGUAAAAGAAAUAAUUCAAUUUUAUUUAUAAUGCUGUGCGUAAUUCUAAAAAUAGUAAAAAAAAAAACAAUGAAUUAAAUAAUGUACUUAUAAACCUCCCCUUUCGAAAUGUUAUAUCUAUAUAACCUUCGUGUUAUAUUAUGUUGUAAAAAAAUAAUUACUUUUGUUUAAAUAAUUAGAACCACAUAUUUUUAGCUUACAACCCUUUCUCCGGGAAUUAUUUUUUUUAAUAGUAUUACUAUGAAUCUAUAUAUACCUUGCUAAUAUAUUGAUCACUAUAAUAAUUAAGUUUUUAAUUACCUCAAUUUUUUUAAUAUAACAACAAUUAUAAACAUUAAUAAUCUUAAUUUUUUAAACUUCAAUUUAAUUAAUUAUGGAAAUUCAUAAUUUGGAGUGGCAUCUGUGAUAGUUGUUAUAUAUGUAUAUAUAUUGAUAAAUAUCAAUACACCUUGUUUGGUAUACCUAAACUACUACCUUAGGUAGUUAUUCAUCAUGAUAAUAGAAUUCCGCUAAUUUAUUAUUUAUUUACUAUCACAAUUUACAAUGAUUUAUACCCUAUGAUUUGAAGUUGGUCUGUUAGUACCAACAAUUAUAGCCGAUCAUUUGUGAAUAUUUUUGUGGACAGCUGACUUGCGGUUAUCUAAUGUGUGAGAAUCGUUUAUCCGGAUUAAUAAAAUAAAUAAAAUAAAAUUGCAAUUAGUGUUCAAUUACUUAUUAUACAUGUAAAGUUUAAUAUUAUAUUAUAAUACUUUUAACAAUCUUUUAAAAUACACAUACGAAUAAUAGGUACAUUAAUAAAAGUUUUUGAUUCGUAAUACAAAUAAGGUCUGUCUCCCGCCCCUGAAUUUUCAUCUCAGGGCGCCCUUGCUUCUGCGCAUCAUCAUGUUGCCUACCGCGUACCAUUUGAGAACCGCUGGUAUAAGCGAUUUGUGAUAAUGGCCUAAUCCCUGGUGCAAUUAUUGAAAGAAGUUUUUAUGAUCGAUUACAAUUUAUUUUGAACACUAUUUAAAUUAAUAAUGUAUCUGAAAUAAACAAUACUAAUUUCUUACCUGAUGAAUAAUAUAGUAGCUAUAGUUAAAAAGAAAAUUAAUACUUAACAUAGAUUUUUACUUUUCAAUGCAAAUUUUAUCAAAUACCUGUAAUUGUAUUAAUUUAUACUGUUUAUUAGAAUCAUGUUAUUAUUAUAUAUAUAAAAAACAAGUUUUUUUAAUGGAUAUUUACAAGUCCUUGAAAUAUAACCAUGGACUAAUAAUAUUCUAACCUCUAAGUAAAAAUAUACUUACUAUUUGCUAGUGUAUGCACGUCUAUACAUGGGUAAUAAUGUUUUAUUGAUUAUUUCGAAUAGUUUAUUAUAUAUAAGGAGAAAUAAGAAUAUUUGGAUCAGUUAUUCUCUUGUAGAAUGUUUUUAAACUAUUAAACUCGUUUAUAGAAACAAUAUAUACUUAGAAAUGACCAAUAAUUUGAUUCUUGUAAAUUAUUUAUUAAUAAUUGAUUAUAUUAAUAUUAAUGUUAGAAUUUUUAAAUUACAUUUAUUCGUCUCUAACAAUAAGUUAUUCGACCGAAAAUAAAAUAGCAUUUUAUGCACAUUUGUCAUAAACCUAUAUAAUAUAUUAUUAUAUAUUUUAUGGUUUUACCAGUUAGACAAUUGUUGGGGUGAAAAAUAGUAAUUCAACAUUUCCUGGAUUGUGACUCUCUGGUAGAAUUUAGGUAGGGCAAAGAGAUCUAUUAUUACAUAUUUUAUAAAGAAUAAUAUUUAUUAUUUUAUUAUUUUAAUUUCUUAAUAUGUUGAGAAAUAGAAUUAAGAAUUAAAAUAAAAUAAAAUAUUUGAAAAAAAAAUUAUUCAUUGUAAAUACUCUUCUUUACAAAAUGUAUAAUCAGUCCUUCAACCCUAAACUUAACCAGAGAAUCGCAAUUUUGAAAAUGCGGAAUGCCUUUGUUGCUAUAUACGUGCAAGACAGACGGAGAAAACAAAUGUUUUUGAUCAUGCUCCGUAAAAUAAAUAAAUACAAUCUAGUAGAAAAUUGUACAUGGUAACCUAAAGGUUUUUACAGGCACCGGUUUUAGUAGGUCGGUACACUUAUUUUACUACAAAAAAUGCAUAAAAUUAAUGAUAUAUUAUUAAUCUAAAUUGGAACACUAUAAAUAAUUUUGGAAUUUUGAAAAACUAUAUUUAAGUAAAAAUGAUACGUUUUAAUCAGUUUGAAAUAUAUUAAAUACAAAUAUACAAUAGUUCAUAAAACAAGUAUUAAAAACUUCCCUCUAUUUAGAUAGUUGUAUGGAACUUGUUGAACUGGUAUAUGUUUAUUAUCUUAAAUAAUAACUUAAAAAACACAAAAUACCUACCUACCAUUGAAAUUAUAAUAUAGUUUAUCAAUGAAAUAAUUAUUACAAAUAUUGUAUAAAAUAAAAUAUUGGUUUUGGUAAAAAAAUUUUUUGCAACUGCAUGUUGUGGCUUCUGUUUCAAUAAUUGUCACAAUUUUUUUGGCAAAUACCUUUUCGUGUUACAACAUAGGUACUAGAUACGUCGUAGUCAUUAUGUUUGACAUUUAGUUCUUCAAUAAUUAGAAAAAAAAAAAUGUAACCGAAAUUUAGUAACGCAGUUUUCAUAGUUAUAAUACUUUUGAAACCUUAGUUUAAGCAUUGAUUAUAGAAUAAUGGUUUAAUUAUUUGGAAAACAAAUUUGUACAUAUAGAAUACAGCGUAUAAGUAUAAACCUAAUAUAUAUAUAUAUUAUAUUAUGUCCGUUUCGUUUAAAAAUAAACCAGGGAACAGCACUAAUAGUAUUUUGCUGUUUUGCCAACGUUGUUGUUUAGUAUGUGUGUAAACAAUUAUUCUAACACGUUACGAGACGUUAUAUUUGAAUAUUGCACUUUAAAUAUUCUUUUAGGUUAGUGUUGUCAACAUUUUUUAUUCAUCGUAUAGGUUUUCAAAAAUCUUACGUCCCCUCACCGUUCAAUUUAAAAUUUGAUAACCUUUUAUUAAUAACAGAGAUAAAUUAUAUUAUGUAAAUUACAAAAUUAUGAUAAAUUCAAUAAAAUAAUUACUUUUUUUGGAAUUAUUAAUAAAAAAACACUUCAAUUUCUAUUAAAUUAGGUAUAUAAUAUUAUAAUUAAGAAAUAAUUGGAAUUGUUUAUUUCUCACUAAGUUAACAUGGGAAUCUUUUUGAUAUUACGCAACGCAUGCCAUUUUCCACAUUCAACAGAUUACUUUGUUUGCUUUUUAUUUACCUAAAUGUUGAAAUGCCUGAUUCACAAAGAUAUGUCGUAUACAAUACAAAUGAAAUUAAUAAUAACGGCCUAAAAUAAAUACAAUUUAUUAUUAAUUAUUAUUUUUUAUUUUAGAGUUUAUAAAUCUGCGUAUACCUCUUACUUGCUUAAAUAUUAAAAUAUUAAGAUAAAAACCGACGUAGUUGCACAGAUAAUGUUCUUUCCUUUAAAUUUAAAAUAGGUAAAUUUACCCUAAUAUUAUAAUUAACAACAUAAAGUUGUCUUUGAUAAACACAAAUUUUGUUAUGUCGUAUAUUUGUAAGGCGAAGAAAGUACAUGCGAGCAUGGCGUUCUCAUAUAUAAUUAAACAUUGGUGCUUAACGAUCAGGUAUUCAGGUAGCAAAUCUUCGAUUAAUAGAGUUAUAGUUAAUUUAUUGUUUUUUUUUUUUUUUUUGUUAUUAAAUAUUUAUGAUUUUAGUUUGUAUCCACGUCAUUUUGGAGUUUAUGGUUUAUCGAUCGCAACUUAGUGAUGCCUAAAGAUAUUGACUUGUACUUCCCACAAUGGCUAAAUCAAACAAUGCAUACGUUCGUGUUCGUAUUUGCCUGUUUGGAAAUGGUUACAGCUUACCGACCAUAUCCAGCUCGUCUUUACGGGAUGGUCACGCAUAUUUCGUUUCAACUGUCUUAUUUAAUAUGGUAAGUACGAUGCACAUCAUUAUGCCUAGCGCAAAAUAUAUUAAAAAUAAUUUUAAAAAAUGCGUACUUAUUGGUAUAAAUAGGACAUAUUAUUAUAAUAUAAUUAUAACUAUACAUAGUUAUAAUUCAUAAAGUGUUUCCUGUUCUAUAUAUGCCACUAAAAAUCUUAACCUGAUCUUGUUCCCAAAAUCAGCUGGUGGUUUAAGACGAUUGAAAACGUUGAAAUAGAUAUUAAAUUUUUCAUUUUUUCGAACCAUCAGCUGAUUCUUAUUUCUGGUCAUACGCUUUUAUGUCGUGUAGCCAUGCAGGUACUGUGAAAGGUCAAAGGUAAUGAGGAUAAGUUGGAUACAAUUCAUUAUAUGUAUAAUUAUAUCUAUAGCUUAUGAUCUUAGAUAUACUAAGUAUAUUAUAACAAUAUUAUAAUUACUUGUUCGUUUGUUUUCAUGUUACCCAAAAGCUAGAGUUCAAUCUAAUUUUAUUUUUGACUAAAAAAUUACCUAAGAUAUACAGUCAUCUAAAAUUAAUUAAAAAGUAUGAUUAUUUUUCUCGAUUUUUAAAAAAUUUAAAAUGCAUGGCAUUUAAAGUAAAAAAAUUUAAUUAUUGGUUUAUAGGGAAAAAAAUUAAAAAUAAAGAUAAUGAUAAAAUUAUGCAUAAAUAAUAAAAUUAAAUAUUUAUUAUUUUAAUAACUCGAGAAAAAAUUAUAUAUUUAAUCAACUUUAGACAGCUAUAUCUCGAGUAAUUUUUGAGAAUAAAAAUAUGUAACAAUUUGUUUAAUCAUUCAAGUUGUUUUUUCCAAUAGGUUUUUUUACUGUUUUAAUAUUGUUUUUUUCUAGAUUCUCUAAGAACACAAUAUUAUGAUGCACAAUGAACUACAUUGUUUAUUUUUUGUAUUUCAAUAUUUGUAUUACCUACCUACAAUUAUAUUAUGACUAAAUUAAUAUUUUUAUGUAGUUGUAUUUUAUACUUUAAUACAAUAAUAAAAUUGAUUUGCACGUCAUUGUUACAGGAUCCACAUUGUAUAUAGCCAGUGUCAUAUAUGGGUAUAUCCGAUACUCACACAGCUGAACUUGCCACUGAGAUGUCUAUUUUUCCUAGGUACAUUUGUAUACACUUCCGUACUGUACGUGAUUGGUGAAUAUUUCAACAAAUUAGUCUGGGGCUAUCAACCCCAAAAGGUACAGAGCCAGUAUGAUCCUUAGGAACAAAGUUGUUUUUUUCUCAUAAGAUUAUUAUUAUUAUAAUCAUAAUUGUGUUUUUUUUAAUAUUGGACAAUCAAUGAAUUAAAAAUCGUUAGAUUCAAUGAUGAGACUGUAUAACGACUACGGAUCUUAUUGUUUAGACAAAAUAAAUUGUAUAAGAUUAUAUUGUUAUUAUUAUUUUAUAUCAUGAAUAUAAUAUUAUUUUGUACUACCUACUUUAAUAAUAAAAUUAUUAUUAUCUUUUUAGUAUUAAUAUUUUUAUUUUGCGUACUCUUGUACGGUAUGUGUGUGUGUGUGUGUGUGUGUGUGUGUGUGUGUGUGUGUGUGUGUCUGUGUGUUAUACUUAUAUAUUAUUAAAUAUAAAAUAAUAAAAUUAUUGUAAUUCAAAUGGACAUAAUGAUUUGUCUGUUUCAUUCUCUCUUUCCUUUUUAUGCAAAUUCUUUAUCAAUUUAAUUCGUAUAUACAUCAUAAUAUAACCAUCAUUGUUAGUCCAAAUUUUAUUACUAUACACAUUUGACCGACAACAAAAACACUUUAACCAUAAUAGGUACUUUUUUUUUUAUUUAAUAUUUUAAUGAAUGCGGAUGUUACAUCUGUUCACAGAUUCAAGACAAAAUACAAUAAUAUGAUUUAACUGCAUCAUACUUGUCGAUCAAAAACGCAUAUUAAUAUUGGGGUUAUCUAUUACUUACCAUCAUAAUUAUAUGAUUGUGCAUAAACUUCAACGCUUUAUAUUUGCUCAUGCAUAUAUUUAUCGAUUUGACUUAUUUAUGAUCUCCCCACAAUAUUAUUUAUGUUUAACAACUUGUAUUAUUACUUACUUAUGGAUAUUAUUGUUAUUACAAUGGAAUUUAGACUUGUAUAAAGUAUAUAGUAUAUAUAACUAUAAUAAUUAAAUGCUGUGUACAUAUUAUAAUAUAACUGCAUAGAUUUAAGGU
This is a messenger RNA of Cinara cedri, 19897 nucleotides long. The record is from the annotation of a GenBank genome assembly. Lineage: Eukaryota; Metazoa; Arthropoda; Insecta; Hemiptera; Aphididae.